AGGCUCCAGGGCUGUUGGCCGCGGCAGCAGGGAGCUGGGAAGCGAGAAGCCGGGAGCGCGGGGCUCAGUUCGGGGGCGGCGGCGGCGGCUCGGGGGAUGGCGGCGGCUCCGCUGCUGCUGCUGCUGCUGCUUCUCGUGCCGGUGCCGCUGCUGCCGCUGCUGGCCCAGGGUCCCGGGGGGGCGCUGGGAAACCGGCAUACGGUGUACUGGAACAGCUCCAACCAGCACCUGCGGCGAGAGGGCUACACGGUGCAAGUGAACGUGAACGACUACCUGGAUAUCUACUGCCCGCACUACAACAGCUCAGGGCCGGGCGGCGGGGCGGAGCAGUACGUGCUGUACAUGGUGAGCCACGCCGGCUACCGCACCUGCAACGCCAGCCAGGGCUUCAAGCGCUGGGAGUGCAACCGGCCGCACGCAUCCCACAGCCCCAUCAAGUUCUCGGAAAAGUUCCAGCGCUACAGCGCCUUCUCGCUGGGCUACGAGUUUCACGCAGGCCACGAGUACUACUACAUUUCCACGCCCACCCACAACCUGCACUGGAAGUGUCUGAGGAUGAAGGUGUUUGUCUGCUGCGCCUCCACAUCGCAUUCCGGGGAGAAGCCGGUCCCCACUCUCCCCCAGUUCACCAUGGGCCCCAAUGUGAAGAUCAACGUGCUGGAAGACUUUGAGGGAGAGAACCCCCAGGUGCCCAAGCUUGAGAAGAGCAUCAGCGGGACCAGCCCCAAGAGGGAACACCUGCCCCUGGCAGUGGGCAUCGCCUUCUUCCUUAUGACACUCUUGGCCUCUUAGCUCUGCUCCCUCCCUUGAUGGAGGAGACAUGGGGCAGGGCCCGGGCCCCAGUAGGGAGACUUUGGACUCCAAAGGAAGCCUAGCCCAGAGGCCUGGACUCCAGGGGCCUAGACCCCUCCUCCAAUGGCUGAAAGUGGGGUCUGCACCAUACAUCUGUGCCCGUCCCUUCCGCCCCCUCCCUCCACGUAGGUCACUGUAGUGGACCAGGCGCAGGGAUAGCCACAGGUCCCAGUGGCCUUGUGGCUGGGGUAAUGUUUGGUACCAAACUGGGGGGGCCAUAAAAGGCAGUGCUCAGGACUCCCUGCCCCCUGGUACCUUUCUCUGACCCCUGGUGCCCUCCCCUUUUGUCCCCCCAGAGAGACAAAUGUGCCCCAAAGAGAGCAAAUGGAAGCAUGGGAGGCACCUCAUUCCUCUCUUCCGGGGCAGAACACAGGGAGGGGACUAGAUGGGCGAGGGGGUGGCAUCACCCACUGCCCCCUACCCUGUUUACAGCAAUAAGCACGUCCUUCUCCCCCCACUCCCACUCCCAGGAUUGUGGUUUGGAUUGAAUCCAAGUUUACAAAUAGACACCCCUGGGGGGGCAGUGGAAAAGGGUGACAGGGGGUGGGCAUUGGGGUGCCAGGCAGGCAUGUACAGACUCUAUAUCUCUAUAUAUAAUGUACAGACGGACAGAGUCCCUCCCCCUCCUUAACCCCCUGACUUUCCUUGACUUCCCAUUCCAACUUCAGACCCCUUCCCCACCAGGCUAGGCCCCCCACUGGGGGACCCCCUGGCCCCUCUUUUGUCUUCUGUGAAGACAAGACCUAUGCAACGCACAGACACUUUUGGAGACCGUGAGACAACAAUGCCCCUUCCCCUCCAGCCCUGAGCCAGGGCCCAGCUCCCAGGACCUAACCCUGUCCAUCCUCUGUGGUCCCCACCCAUCCUCCUGGGCCUUUUUCAAGUGCUUUGGCUGUGACUUUCAUACUCUGCUCUUAGUCUAAAAAAAUAAACUGGAGAU
Molecule: messenger RNA, 1792 nt
Organism: Molossus molossus (Pallas's mastiff bat)
Lineage: Eukaryota; Metazoa; Chordata; Mammalia; Chiroptera; Molossidae
Gene: EFNA3
Product: ephrin A3
Exons: 5
Coding region: 97-792 (231 amino acids)
Biological process (GO): ephrin receptor signaling pathway; axon guidance
Cellular component (GO): plasma membrane
Molecular function (GO): ephrin receptor binding
Source: RefSeq, a predicted model, not a curated record